UCUAGGAUAAACGCUUGCGACGAGCACAACAAGUGCGCGCAUGCAACCAGCCCCGGAUCCAUCCUCAGUCCGGAGUCACUCAACAGCUCCGCAAGCCUGUUGUGUAGUGUAGUGCGAAAGUGAAAUUUCCGAGUGCGAAAUCAAUCAGAAGAGUGAGAGUGAGUGAGUGAGUGAGUGAGUGACUGGCAGGACAUCUGCCCCCUCCGAAUCCGAAUCCUUUCCUCCGGGGAUGCGCGAUGCGAUUGUCCCCCAAAGUUAAUUAGCUGCGCGCGUGCAUCAAUGGGUGAAUCAAACAUGUAACUCUGCGAUCGAUAUUUGCGAGGUGGUGCCAAAGUAGAACCCCAAAACGAAACCAGAAACAAGCCACCGAUUUUGUGCUAGUGAUUUUGUGAAGAUAAUCAGUGGCCUGAUCGAUACGAUAUUUUAUGGCCAACGACUCGUUGUAUUUAAAGAGUUGUGUGUGCUUCUAGGAAAAUCCAAAGCCAAUCCUAUUGCAAACCUAAUCCGAACCCCAUCCCAAACCGAAAUUAAACCCAAUUGCAGAGAGGUUGGUGGUGCAGUUUGUGCGACGAUUGCCAUUUCAGCUGGAACAAACCAAUACAGAAAUAUGCAUAGGUCUUGGAUAAUCGUUUUACUUUUAGGAUUACUAUAUACACAGCCAAUAAAUGGACAAUCGGACGUGGAGGUGCAGCUGGUGGUACCCAGGUAUGUGGAGCGCGGCUCAAGCGCCACAUUCAAGUGCCGGCACAAUGUCCAACCGGAAAUACUCUUCAAGGUGACAUGGCUGAAGGUUGACAAGGGCAAGUUCUUCGAGUUCAUAAAUGGACGGAAUCCGCCAUUCCGCAACUCCACCAUCGAGGGAGCCGAAAUUGACUGGGACAACUCUAACGAGCAGCAGGUGACCCUCAAGGAUGUGCAGUUCGAUCUCUCCGGGCAGUUCUACUGCGAAGUCUCCACGGAUACACCCAUCUUCACCAAGGCCAGCGCCGACGAGCUCAUGAGCGUGUUCUUGCCCCAGACGGGUCCGCCCACAAUUAAGUUCCGCAAACGCACGCCCUUUGCGGUGGGCGAGAAACUUUUCGCACUGUGCAACACCACUCGCGGACGGCCUGCCCCGCACAUCACGUGGCUAAUCAAUGGGAAAAAGGUGGAGGAGAAGUACGUGCGCACUCAUCAUGUGUUCUCGUUCAACGGCAAGCACCCGCGACGCACGCAGCAGCAGCAACAGACACAGCUGAGUCAGCAGCAGCUGCAGCAGCAGUACUACCAGCACCAGUACUACAACCAAUACCACCAGCAGUACCACAUCCCAAUGGGCCAAUUCAUGGACCGCUAUGACAAGAGCCUCCGUUGGCCGGCAGGCGCACGUGCGGAUGAAUUUCCGCACUUUGCCGCACACCAUCACGAGGGCCACCAUCAUGGCGGCGGCGGUGCUGGCGGUGGCAGCAGCAUAUACAACAAUCCGUUUGGCUCGCUGGCCAACUACCAUGACGUGGGCGAGUUCCAUGAGAUACAUCAGCGCAACUAUGACAUCAACAAGAAGAAACUCGAGCUGAAGAAGCAACAGCAGAUGGAGCUGAAGAAGCACAGGAACAGCAGCAGCCGCAAGUAUCGGCGGCACAUCAACGAGAACGCCCUCGGCAUCAUCCGGAGCACCCUGAACAGCGGUGGCUUUGGCCCCCAGGCGCCCAACAUUGCCAAAGAGCUGGGCAUACCCUCGAAUUCGGGGCCCAUGAAUCAGCUGGCGGCCGGCUACCAGCGUCCGCUCUCCCAUCCGGGCGGCGGCAGUGGCGUGGCAGCAGCCGCAGCGGCUGUCACAGCAGCCCAGCAGGAGAAGGGCAUGUUCAGCAUCAGUCAACUGAACCUGGAGCUCACCGACGAGCAUGUGGGCAGCAAUGGGCGCAUGGAGAUCACCUGCCUGUCGACGAUACCGGCGACAGUGGGCCAGGGCGAACAGUAUGCCGAUUACAAAACGUAUUCCGUGAAAGUUGAGGUUGAGCGACAAUUGGCCUCCUCCACGUCGACGGCAGUGCCCAGCAUCGGAAUGGCGGCACUGGGCAACGGUAAUGGACACGGGAACGAGACAUCGGCUGGGUCCGUAAUGCCACAUCUGUGGUCUCUGGCGCAGAUUCUGCUACUCAUGCUCCUGCCCCUGAGCUACUAGGAGUGCAUGUGCAGCAGAAGCAGCUGGCGAGAAGCAGACCACCGACAUACUAAGGCAUAGUUACGCCAAAACAAAGGACACCCACAUCAACAUCAUCAUCAUCAUCGUCGUCGUCGUCGUCAGCAUCAAGGACGAAGCAGCAGCAGAACUAAGUUGGGUUUUUAUAAAUUGUACACAAAAAUUUUUAAUUUAUUUCCAUGUGCAUGAGCUCGAUUGAGCAGGAAAAUUAGCACAGCACAAAGAAAUUAAAACAAACAAGGGGGGACACGAUGCAGAGCGAGUGGAUUUAGUGGAGAAUUUGUACAAUUUUUGUGCUGCUCUCCUUGGCAGAGAAUUUAAAUAGUUUACUUGUAGAUAACUUGAAAUUGCCGAGGGGCAAAGUGUGUUGAUUUCCCCCCCCGUGUUUUUUUUUUUGUGUGGCACCAAUGCCAAAGAGAAAUGUUUGUAAUUAAGUUGCAGUCGGACUGUUGGACUGGAUACCACGGUACCCAUUCCCAUUCCAUUGCAGCCGACGCCGACGGGCAUUUUUUGUAGCGCAAAGAAAUUUUUGUAUAGCUAAUUGAACAUAAGUUUUGUGGAGAAGCUCGACCAUCGGGCGGCCGGCUAAUCCAACUGAGCGAAAUAAAGUUUUUGUGCUCUUCAAGGUCAGUGCACAGUGGGCGUGGCAUUCCACCCAGUGAUUUUUCAUCGCCGGCCUUGUCAGAAGUUUGCGCGAAUGCCGCCCCCUGAUGCCUGAUAAAUCCCCAACCAAGCAAACGAAUAACGAUUGAAGCAAAGUUUUUUAGGCGUUUCCAAGCUAGUUAGUCGCUACGAAGCUUGUACCUAAAAUGCAUCGCAUCAUCCAAAUGCAGCAUCCAAGCAAACAGAUGAACAGAUCCCCUCCCCCCCCCGAGGUACACAAACAAUUUAGCGAAAUGAAAGUUAUUUUUGAUGGUGUUUGUAGCGCAUCGGCUAGUCAAGGAUGUGGAUGUGG
Molecule: messenger RNA, 3137 nt
Organism: Drosophila obscura
Lineage: Eukaryota; Metazoa; Arthropoda; Insecta; Diptera; Drosophilidae
Gene: beat-VII
Exons: 9
Coding region: 608-2164 (518 amino acids)
Source: RefSeq, a predicted model, not a curated record